This is a messenger RNA of Trachymyrmex cornetzi, 2748 nucleotides long. Its product is annotated as putative sodium-dependent multivitamin transporter. The record is from RefSeq and is a predicted model, not a curated record. Gene Ontology annotation, biological process: transmembrane transport; sodium ion transport. NCBI's taxonomy places the organism in Eukaryota, Metazoa, Arthropoda, Insecta, Hymenoptera, Formicidae. Bases 562 to 2562 code for a protein of 666 amino acids. Gene Ontology annotation, molecular function: symporter activity. The transcript has 11 exons. Gene Ontology annotation, cellular component: membrane.
ACGAACGUCAUGCGUCACGCCGUAUCGCAUCUCGACACUUCGCGCUAGGUCAUUGACAAUUUUACGUAAUCAUUCGGUGCAUCCGAACGGCUAGCCGAAUUAACAUGCAACGCAACCGGGGACGUGAAAAGUUCGCGUUUUACCAAUGUUUUAUGUCAUAAAAUUUCACGCGACCGCAUCGCCGCUGUCCGCACGAGUUCGGAGUAGGAGAGAGAUGAGCAUGAGGUGUGAUAUCAGCAUGCGCGGAAUGCGGAGCUGAUAUUAAUAUUUAUUUUCACUAUUUUUACUUGUUGCUUGACACGUCCCAUUAUGUGCGAUAAAAAUCUCAAAGACGAAGAAAAAGUGUACGGAAUGCAUUAUAAGGAAGGAACUUGCAUGAGCUGAUGACGAAAUCAAUAAUUGAACAAGAUAAAUAGGCAUUGUCUCUUACACUCUGUUAGUUGAAAAUCUGUUAACUGAUAAGGUUAAUUCCGUGCUGCUAGCUUAUUUCAAGGUCUACUAGAUUGUAAGACAAUAAAAGAGCAUAAGUGCAAAUUGCAUUUAAAUAUAGCUUUGUGAUAAAUGAAAAUGUAUUUGACGAUGAUUCCUCCCUUAAUAAUCGAAAAUGUGAGUGAUAUUUUAGAACCACGAGAAAUUCCUGGCAAUCGGGUGUCCUUAUGCGAGCAAUUGCCGAGUCUUUGCGAAGCCACAUCUAGACGAAGACCAUUCGUCUGGUCAUCCAAUUCACACAACACACCUACUACUGACGUGACUACUACUUUAGACAAAAUGGAAGAAAUAAAUACUUUAGGAUGGGUCGAUUAUCUGGUUAUAGCGAUAAUGCUAUGUAUAAGUGCUGGAAUUGGUGUCUAUUACAGAUUUAGUGGAGGACGUCAAAAAACUAUGGAGGAGUACUUCGUUGCAAGUCGAUCAAUGAGCAUUAUACCUGUCGCUGUCGCCUUGGUGGUCUCUUUCAUGUCUGCUGUUACGCUGCUUGGUGUGUCCGCUGAGAAUUAUACAUAUGGGACACAGUUUGUUGUAAUAAAUCUAUCGUAUCUGUUGGGCACUCCGAUCGUAUGUUAUGGAUUCCUACCAGUAUUCUUCAAGUUGCAGGCGACGAGCGCCUACGAGUACUUAGAAAAACGUUUCGGAAUAAGAGCUAGGAUGAUGGCUAGUUUUGUUUACUUCUUUCAACUGCUUUUAUACUCAGGAGUGGUACUUUAUGCUCCUUCUUUAGCCUUGGAGGCGACAACAGGAAUUUCAAAGACUGCCAGCAUUGUUAUUAUUGGCCUCGUAUGUGCGUUCUACUCAACAAUAGGGGGCAUUAAGGCUGUGUUGAUUACUGAUGUAUUUCAAGGUUUACUCAUGUUUGCUGCCGUGUUCUUAAUUAUUGGCACAGCAGCUAACGGUGUCGGGGGAUUGGGACAAAUCUGGGAAAUUGCAAAGCAAGGACAACGGCUUGAGUUUGAUAGCAUCGAGCUGGAUCCAACGGUAAGACAUACCUGGUGGUCGCUUACGUUAGGUGGUUUAUGUACAUUUUUAUCACUUUACGGAGUAAAUCAAGUACAAAUCCAGCGUAUGUUGACUGUAAAAAAUAUGAAAGCUUCACAAAAAGCCUUGUGGCUAUCAUGGCCUAUUCUAUCGCUUCUUUCGAUUACAACUUGCUUUUCGGGAUUGGCAAUAUAUAGCAAAUAUCAUAACUGUGAUCCAUUUCUCAAGAAAAGGAUUACUUCGCCUGAUAUGCUUAUGCCAUUGUACGUUAUGGACACAGUGUCCAAUAUACCUGGUUUACCAGGCAUCUUUGUUGCAGGUAUCUUUAGCGCAGGCCUCAGCACAAUAUCUGCGGCGCAGAAUUCUUUAGCGGCAGUAACGUUGGAGGAUUACAUGAAACCUUUAUACAAAAAAUGUGUUGGGCAUGAAUUUUCUCCCACAAAAUCAGCUUUCAUCGCUAAAGUGCUUGCUUUUACAUUCGGUAUUAUUUCCAUUGCGUUGGCAUUUUUAGCGCAAUUUUUAGGAGGACUACUUCAGGCUUCAUUAACUAUUUUUGGAGUAGUCGGGGGUCCAUUGUUGGGUGUUUUCACGCUUGGUAUGGGUACUGAAUCGGCAACGGAAAGCGGUGCAAUAAUCGGUGCUCUCACAGCAUUCUCAUUUUUAUUCUGGAUAGUCUUCGGUCAGCCACGUCCAAUACCACCUAAAUUACCUACUACUAUCGAAGGCUGUGAUAAUGUUGCAAAUAUAACAAUGUCCGUUUUACAGAACGUCACGAGCUUCUCUAAAAGCACCGGUGACAGUUCAUACUUCUAUCUGUAUCGUAUUUCGUACAUGUGGUAUUCACCCCUAGGAUUCUUAAUAACAUUUAUACUUGGACUGGUUAUUAGUAACCUAUCUCAUUUGUUUUUCAAGAAACAAAACGAAGAAUUAGACACUAAUUUAUUCUUUCCCGUGUUAGCGCGGCGUAUAUAUUAUAGGCGAUGCAUGGAUGUAGAGAAUGAAAGAAAUUCUUCAUUAAAUAGAAAAUAUUCUCUUACCGACGUAAUUCAUGGGAAAGACGAUGCCGCUGAUAAAAUCUGUACAAAACUUUAAUAGUUUAAUUGUAAUCUUAGCUAGGUAUUAUAAAUACUCCGUACUUAUAAUCGAAAAAAUUGAUGUUUAAGUCACAAGAGAGGGAAGAAAGAAAAUAAAAAUAUUUUUAUCAUCUCGUGGGACCUAAAUAAUAAUUCCAGCAAUUUUAGGAAAACUAGUUAGCAUCUAUGACUUAAGGAUAAGAAU